GAUUGAUUUGGUUUUUGAGAUGUUUAGAGUUUAAAUUUUGCUUCUUUUUUAUGUCAGUGCCCUUUUUGAAUAUUCUAUAUCUAUUUUUUGCUUUAGAUUUGCAUAUUAAAAAAAUUUCUCCCCUUUUGUUUGGCAUUUGACGAUUCUUUCUUUUGUUUUAUUUGAUCCACGUACUGUUAUAGUAGUCUUGGGGAGACGUGUUUUCUUGAUCUUUUGUGUCAAGUAUAGUUUUUGCAGAGUGAAUUUUCUUUUCAAUUCCCUUUUACAGUCCUAGUUUUUUUACUUGACAAAUCUUUGCUCGAUAUGGUUUUGUUGUGGUGAUUUUUUGUCCUUUGUGUGAUAUUGGGAGUGUGAUUAGCAAAUUUUCGUUUCACACUGUGCUAAUGGUUGCCAUUUGCAACUGCACACCUGGUGUGGUUUUUUUUUAAAUGCAUGAUUUUGUGUUAUACAUAAUAUCAUAUGAUGACUAGUUGGGUUGUGGCUAAUAAAUUCCUUAACUCAGGAAGGUGAGAGCAAUUGACAUCUUCAAUUCUUUGCUCUUUAUGGUUUAUGGGGAUGUUUCUUUAGCAGAUGAAUCAUAUGAUGAUUGGUUAGGUUACGAACCUCGUACUCAGGAGAUACAUUUCCAUUGUUAUGCUCUUUAGACAGGGUCUCUUAGGUUAAGGAGCCAUAACCUUGAAGAAAUAAGGGAAGGAGACCAAGGAGAAAACACGUUUUGGUGGUUGACCACGCUAUUGUGGCAUCUAACAAUCAGUUUUUUGAUGACAAUCCGAAAUAAGCCUGAGGUUAUUGAACCUCCUCAAAAUAAAGGCAUGACAAAUAUCGUUGAAUGUGUAAACAGUCCUCCUAAGACAGCAGCUUUAAAACCUAAUGUGACUGUGUCUAGCAGUGUUCAUGAAUUAUUGGAGUGUCCCGUGUGCUUAAAUGCCAUGUAUCCUCCAAUUCAUCAGUGUUCAAACGGUCACACAUUAUGUUCCAGUUGCAAGCCCAGAGUUCAUGACCGAUGCCCCAUUUGCAGGCAUGAACUUGGCAACAUUAGAUGUCUUGCGCUAGAGAAAGUUGCUGCAUCUCUCGAACUUCCAUGCACUUAUCGUAGUUUUGGGUGCAUAGGAAUAUACCCUUAUCACAGCAAGUCAAAACAUGAAUCCCAAUGUGUGUUUAGACCGUAUAGCUGCCCAUAUUCUGGAUCAGAAUGCACGGCUAUUGGUGAUAUUCCUUAUCUGGUGACCCAUUUGAAAGAUGAUCACAAAGUUGACAUGCAUAAUGGCAGUACUUUCAACCACAGAUAUGUCAAAUCAAAUCCACAUGAAAUUGAGAACGCAGCAUGGAUGCUGACGGUUUUUAGCUGCUUUGGUCAGUAUUUUUGUCUGCAUUUUGAAGCAUUCCACAUCGGGAUGUCCCCAGUCUACAUAGCAUUCCUGAGGUUUAUGGGCGAUGACAAUGAGGCAAAGAACCAUAGUUACAGUCUUCAAGUAGGUGGAAGUGGUAGGAAGAUGACAUGGCAAGGGGUGCCUAGGAGCAUUAGGGAUAGCCACCGGAAGGUUCGGGAUAGUUUUGAUGGUCUUGUUAUCCAGCGCAACAUGGCCCUUUUAUUCUCUGGUGGAGAUAGGAAAGAAUUGAAGCUUCGGGUGACUGGUCGGAUUUGGAAAGAACAAUGACAGGAUGAUUAAAUCAUCACAACUUCUUCCUAUUAUAGUUUAUCUUCACACCUAGUGAUUAGUUUCUUCUUGUAGCUAGUCCCAUGACCUUCAGUCAUUUAUUUUUUGAAUUAUAGGAGGAAAACUCUCUUUGCUUGUCCAUCCAUCAAAUACACGAGUGGGAGACCUUACUCUUGUCCCUGCAAUUACAGAAUCUAUGUAGGUUUGCCGCAUUGCUCUUUAGCACCUGUGGAGAUA
Messenger RNA from Populus euphratica (Euphrates poplar), 1895 nucleotides. RefSeq names its product E3 ubiquitin-protein ligase SINAT5-like. Gene Ontology annotation, molecular function: ubiquitin protein ligase activity; protein binding; zinc ion binding. Lineage: Eukaryota; Viridiplantae; Streptophyta; Magnoliopsida; Malpighiales; Salicaceae. The coding region runs from base 762 to 1658 and encodes 298 amino acids. Gene Ontology annotation, biological process: multicellular organism development; ubiquitin-dependent protein catabolic process. Gene Ontology annotation, cellular component: cytoplasm. The record is from RefSeq and is a predicted model, not a curated record. The transcript has 5 exons.